AGUCUGGGUAGUGUAGUUCCCUGCCCAGAGGCAGUACUUCCGCGUUCCGCCAUCGUCGCCUGGUGCGUGAUUUGCCUCUGCAACUUGACUCUCCUCUAGGAAGAGUACUCCAGAGAGCAGGGAUAUGGCACCAGGACUCCUGACAACCAGGGAGGAGGCAUUGAUGGCCUUCUGGGAUGUGGCUGUGGCCUUUACCCAGAAGGAGUGGAAGCUAUUGAGUUCUGCUCAGAGGACCCUGUACAGGGAGGUGAUGCUGGAGAACUACAGCCAUCUGGUCUCUGUGGGAAUUGCAUUUUCCAAACCAAAACUCAUCAAACAGCUGGAGCAAGGCGAUGAACCUUGGAGAGAGGAGAACGAACAUCUGGACCUUUGUCCAGAGCCUAGGACAGAAUUCCAGCCCAGUCUUCCCCACCUGGUGGCCUUUUCUAGCUCGCAGCUCCUCAGACAAUAUGCGCUAAGUGGUCAUCCCACACAGAUCUUCCCAAGCUCAUCUGCAGGAGGUGACUUCCAACUAGAAGCUCCAAGAUGCUCUAGUGAAAAAGGAGAAAGUGGAGAGACAGAAGGCCCCGACACCUCAUUAAGAAAGAGGCCAAGCAGAAUUUCUAGGACAUUCUUCAGCCCACAUCAAGGUGACCCAGUAGAAUGGGUAGAAGGGAACAGAGAAGGAGGAAUAGACCUUCGCCUGGCCCACAGGAUGAGUCCUGGGGGGUCAGACACAAUGUUGAAGGGAGUAGACACCUCAGAAUCUGGAGCAGUCAUACGUGGAAUCUAUAGACUGGGACUUAGCAAAAAGUCAAGCCUGUUCAGCCACCAGAAGCAUCAUGUGUGCCCUGAAUGCAGGAGAGGCUUUUGCCAGAGAUCAGACCUUAUCAAGCACCAGAGGACACACACCGGGGAGAAGCCAUACCUGUGUCCUGAGUGUGGGCGUCGGUUUAGCCAGAAGGCCUCCCUCUCCAUACACCAGAGGAAGCACUCGGGGGAGAAGCCGUAUGUGUGCAGGGAAUGUGGGCGACACUUCAGGUAUACAUCCUCCCUCACUAAUCACAAGAGGAUUCACUCCGGGGAGAGGCCCUUUGUGUGUCAGGAGUGUGGGCGAGGCUUUCGCCAGAAGAUAGCCCUCAUUCUACACCAGAGGACGCACUUGGAGGAGAAGCCCUUCAUGUGUCCCGAAUGUGGGAGAGGCUUUUGCCAGAAGGCAUCACUCCUCCAGCACCAGAGCUCACACACAGGGGAGAGGCCCUUCCUGUGCCUUGAGUGCGGGCGUGGCUUCAGGCAGCAGUCACUCCUCCUUAGUCACCAGGUCACACACUCAGGAGAGAAGCCUUAUGUCUGUGCUGAGUGUGGGCACAGCUUUCGCCAGAAGGUCACUCUCAUCAGGCACCAGAGGACACACACAGGGGAGAAGCCUUACCUGUGCCCCCAGUGUGGGCGGGGUUUUAGCCAGAAGGUCACCCUCAUUGGACACCAGAGGACACACACAGGGGAGAAGCCCUACCUGUGCCCUGAUUGUGGGCGUGGCUUUGGUCAAAAGGUCACCCUCAUCAGACACCAGAGGACACACACAGGGGAGAAGCCUUAUCUGUGCCCUGAGUGUGGGCGUUCCUUUGGCUUUAAGUCGCUCCUCACCCGACACCAGAGGACACACUCAGAGGAGGAGCUUUAUGUAGACAGGGUGUGUGGACAAGGAUUUGGCCAGAAGUCACACCUUAUCUCUGACCAAAGGACACACUCAGGAGAGAAGCCCUGCAUUUGCGAUGAAUGUGGGCGCGGCUUUGGCUUUAAGUCUGCCCUCAUCCGACAUCAGCGGACCCAUUCUGGGGAGAAGCCGUAUGUCUGCAGGGAGUGUGGGCGUGGCUUUAGCCAGAAGUCUCACUUGCAUAGACACAGGAGGACCAAGUCUGGUCAUCAGCUCCUACCCCAAGAGGUCUUCUGACCUUUCAUUUCCCCGUGAGUGUGAAGCUGGCAGAAAUCACUAGUAAAUGCUUCAGUUUCCUGAAAUG
Messenger RNA from Nomascus leucogenys (northern white-cheeked gibbon), 2000 nucleotides. It is a transcript of the gene ZNF169, whose product is annotated as zinc finger protein 169. Gene Ontology annotation, molecular function: DNA-binding transcription repressor activity, RNA polymerase II-specific. The record is from RefSeq and is a predicted model, not a curated record. Lineage: Eukaryota; Metazoa; Chordata; Mammalia; Primates; Hylobatidae. Gene Ontology annotation, biological process: negative regulation of transcription by RNA polymerase II.